UUCUCACUCCGAUGAUAAAGAAACUGAUUGUUUUGUUUUAAUAGGAUUGCCAAUAUAUUCAAAGCCGGCAGGAUUAGUUUGUGGACCUUGUAUCAUUGCACUGUUAGCUGCGUUUUUCCACAUAUUAAGGGUACAAGAUAUCAAGCUCCUUCAUUUCAGGCCACAUCACAGUCAACUCCUUCAUUUUCGGCCACAAGACAGCGAACUCCUUCAUUUCAGUUCACAAGGCAGCAAGUUCCUUCAUUUCAAGCUACAUCAGUUCCAACUCCUUCAUUUCAAGCCACAUCACUGCACUCCUUUAUUUCAGAGUACAAGAUAUCAAGCUCCUUCAUUUCAGGCCACAUCACAGCCAUCUGCUUCACAGGCACCUUCUGUUAGUCUCACACCACCACAAGAGACAUUCAAUAAGCGCAAACGCGAGUCUACACAUCAUUGGACUAUGGAUGCAGUAGAUUCACAAGAAAAUACCAAAAAGCUCAAAGUGAAGAAAACAGAAGUGUUAAAUUUACCUCGGGGGGAACGUAUUGUGGUUCCAUUUGAUUUCCUGGAUCCAAUAGACGAAGCACAAGGCGUUCUCGCAGGCUUUUGUGGUAUUUUAGCAGCUGAUUGUUCCAUAUUUCCAAUUAGCUUUGAUAAAUGGCCGGAUAUGCCUGAAUCAUAUUUCAAUGACUGCUUUGAUAACAUUAUAAAGCCCCAUUUUCAUUUUAUGACAACUGAGGAUAUUGCAUGGUUAUCGGUUUAUCGCUCUAUUGAAAAGAAAUGGGCUGGAAAUAGGCAGGCCUUGUGGAACGAGUUCAAUGACCCACUUAACACCAAAGAUGAGAUUAUGAAUAAUGUUCCAGAAGGUAUAGCUCGGGAUCAGUGGGCUUCUUUUGUGAUCUACCGUUUGAGAGAUGAUACUCAGAAAAUGUGUAAAACAAAUGCCGAAAAUCAAAAAAAGCAAACAAUUCCCCACACUGGUGGCUCAAAGCCGAACUCUAGAAGGAGGGCUGAAAUGUUUGCUAAGACGGGGAGAAGGCCCGGACGAUUACAACUCCAUCUUGUUACACACAAAAAAAAAAAAGAUGGAUCAUAUGUAAACGAGGAGGCAAAAGAAAUAUGUGAAAAAAUUCAGCUAGCAGUGAGUCAAAGUACUGUGGAUGAGUCUGAAAUUUCUCCCAACGAUGUUGUGGGUAAGGUGCUAGGAAAAGAGCAUUCUGGGAGGGUAAGAUGUUUGGGAUUAGGAGCUACUCCAAGCACUCAUUUUAAACAAACAAAACCCCGUGUUGGUGGUAUUAGAAUUCCAAGUAAUGAUGUUGGAUGUUCUUCUUUCGGAUGUCAAGACAAGUACAAUAAAUUGUUGAAUACUCUCAAAGCCUACAUGAUAAUGGAGGAAGGGUCAAUACCGGAACAGUUUGCUGGGAUAUUUGGUUCACCUCCUACAACAGUAAAACAAUUUGCUCAUUUUAAUUUUCUGCUUGAUUUACUGGGCUCUUCACUUCCCUACAAUUUGCUUGAUUGCCCACUUACGAGAUUUUAGUUUUCUACUUGAUUUUAGGAAGGGUUUUCCUAAAUGUGCAUAACUUUUUGUUCCUGCUAUUAAUUACUUUUGCUGUGUCCUGAGGGUUGACCAGAAAUUUAACAUCUGUUUAGCAAAAACAACAAUUGUUUCUUUAUCUUUUGUUUUGACAUAAAAGAGAUGCAUUUAAAUCA
Lycium ferocissimum is the source of this 1692-nucleotide messenger RNA. RefSeq lists its product as uncharacterized. The record is from RefSeq and is a predicted model, not a curated record. The coding region runs from base 440 to 1519 and encodes 359 amino acids. NCBI's taxonomy places the organism in Eukaryota, Viridiplantae, Streptophyta, Magnoliopsida, Solanales, Solanaceae. The transcript has 8 exons.